GCAUGCAAAGGGUACUUAUAAAAGGGGUGUGGGAGGGCUAUGUUUUCUAAGCAAGAAGAGUGUGUGACCUUUGUGAGGGAGAAGACUCUAAGAGGUUCUUUCAUUCAUCACUCUCUCCCAUUUCAAGAAUCAAACACUAGGAGCACUGAGAUUAUUAAGAUUUGGUUCAACCUCAAGGGACUUUGGUUUGCAUAAUCCUCUUCUUGUUUGAGUUGUUAUCUAAAGAUUUAGGAUAUCAUGGACGAUAAUGGUAUCACAAAUAAUGCAGUCAAGAACAAGUGGAUAAUGCCUCUAUCAGUUUUCUUCAAAGAUGCAAGCCUUGUAUUCAAGAUGGACUCCCUAGCUAAGGAGAUACUUGGGAUUGCAUUCCCAUCUGCACUUGCUGUUGCUGCUGAUCCAAUUGCUUCUCUUAUAGACACAGCAUUCAUAGGCCACUUGGGGCCGGUGGAACUUGCGGCUGCAGGAGUUUCGAUUGCUGUGUUCAACCAAGCUUCAAGGAUUACUAUUUUCCCGCUGGUCAGUAUUACAACUUCAUUUGUAGCUGAAGAAGAUACUAUUGAUAAAAUUAAUAGCAGAGCAGCAGAAAAGCAAUUCAAUGAAAGCAUUAAGCCAAAGACCAAUGAAGUAAUGCCUGAUGAUCAUAUGCUUCGAGACAUAGAAGCUGGUGCAACCAAACAGGAUUGUACCUUGAAAAAUGAGACAAAAAAUGGAGAUGAUACAAAUUCAAAGAUGAGCAAGUCUUCUAUUGUUACUGGCAAUGGUAACAAGAGUGAGUCAAAACCUAUAAGCAAGAAGAGGCACAUUGCUUCAGCAUCAACGGCAUUACUUUUUGGCACAGUCCUUGGUCUUAUUCAAGCUGCAACCCUUAUAUUUGCAGCUAAACCUCUAUUAGGUGCAAUGGGUUUGAAAUAUGAUUCUCCUAUGUUACCACCAGCUGUUAAGUACUUAAGAUUGAGAGCCUUGGGUGCUCCUGCAGUGCUUCUCUCCUUGGCCAUGCAAGGAAUCUUUAGAGGGUUCAAAGACACAACAACUCCUUUAUAUGUCAUUGUUUCCGGGUAUACAUUGAAUGUUGCUAUGGAUCCACUACUUAUAUUUUACUUCAAAUUGGGCAUCAGAGGUGCAGCCAUUUCACAUGUGCUCUCUCAGUACAUUAUGGCAAGUUGCCUCUUGUUGAUAUUAAUGAGAAAAGUGGAUCUCCUACCUCCAAGCAUGAAGGAUUUGCAGAUUUUCAGGUUUCUUAAAAAUGGUGGUCUGUUGUUGGCCAGAGUUAUAGCAGUGACAUUCUGUGUGACCUUAUCAGCCUCAUUAGCAGCAAGGUUAGGUCCAAUUCCAAUGGCUGCAUUCCAAACUUGCCUUCAGGUUUGGAUGACAUCAUCCCUUCUUGCCGAUGGUUUAGCCGUUGCUAUACAGGCAAUUCUAGCAUGUUCAUUUGCUGAGAAAGACUAUGAUAAAGUGACUACUGCAGCAACAAGGACACUGCAAAUGAGUUUUGUUUUAGGAGUUGGACUCUCUCUUGUAGUUGGGGGUGGAUUGUACUUUGGAGCUGGAGUAUUUUCAAAAGACGUUGCUGUUAUUCACCUAAUCAGACUAGGCAUCCCGGUAUAUUUUCCUAGCACAACACAAUGGAUUAGUUUGUUAUGUUUUAUAUUAGGUGUAAAAGUUAGUUAUACUAGUGAAUUACAUCUAAUUUUUUGUGUUCUAGUUUUAUCUAAUUUCAUUUUAACUCGCCAGUUUGUUGCUGCUACACAACCUAUCAAUUCAUUAGCUUUUGUCUUUGAUGGUGUGAACUAUGGAGCAUCUGAUUUUGCUUAUUCUGCAUACUCCUUGGUUCUGGUCUCAUUAGCCAGUGUUACUUCAUUAUUUAUUCUCUACAAGAGUAAGGGUUUUAUUGGGAUCUGGAUUGCUCUAACCAUCUAUAUGAGUCUUCGUAUGUUUGCUGGUGUAUGGAGGAUGGGAACGAGAACAGGACCCUGGCGUUUUCUCAGAGGCCGCUCAUUGUCUUGAGGAUAUAUAUUACAAAAAUAAAUUUCAUUGUGUAGCAUUACGUUUACAUCACUUUUCAUCCUUUUAGGAUCAAUUGUCUGUUUUUUAGGACACGAAGACUUCUCUAUACUAUAGUGAUAGAUAGUCUUGGACUGCUCCAUUUAUACGUGCUAGUGUUGUAUCCAGUAUCGUCAAUGUUGUCAAUUGCGGAUUGCCGAAAAUAGUGGUUCGUUCAAAUUCCGCACUGCUAAAGCCACUAUUUAACAACACUUUGUACUAAACAGUGUUACGCGGAACAAUAGCGAUUAAUUCAAAUUCCGCUACGUUAUAGCACUGUAGUACUGCUAUAGCCCCUAUUUGACAACACUGAGUAUUGUUAUAUCAAGUUUUUUCUCCCUUUUGAUGUAUCAUCAUGUGAUUAUGUUGUUGUACUUUGAAGAUUAUUCUUCCAGCUGUUAGUAUGUAAACUCGAAUGCAUAAUGAAAAAUAAAUUGCUUUACAAUCA
This is a messenger RNA of Trifolium pratense (red clover), 2488 nucleotides long. Its product is annotated as protein DETOXIFICATION 43-like. Gene Ontology annotation, molecular function: xenobiotic transmembrane transporter activity; antiporter activity; citrate transmembrane transporter activity. The transcript has 12 exons. Gene Ontology annotation, biological process: transmembrane transport. Gene Ontology annotation, cellular component: membrane. The record is from RefSeq and is a predicted model, not a curated record. Lineage: Eukaryota; Viridiplantae; Streptophyta; Magnoliopsida; Fabales; Fabaceae. Bases 238 to 2004 code for a protein of 588 amino acids.